AUGGCCAAGGAAGGCAUUGCUACUGUAGGUGUAAUGGAGGUCAGUACUGCUCUACAAGAGGUGCUGAAGACAGCCCUCCCUAACAACAGCCUAGCACAUGGCACAUGUGAAGCUGACAAAGCCUUAGAGAAGUGCCAGGCCCAUCUUUGUGUGCUCACAUCCAACUGUAAUGAGCCUAUGCAUGUCAAGCUGGUGGAGACACUGUGUGCUGAGUACCAGAUCAACUUGAUUAAGGUUGAUGACAACAAGAAACUAGGGGAAUAAGUAAGUCUCUGUAAAAUCGGUUGAGAGGGGAAGCCACAGACAGUGGUUGUUUGCAGUUGUAUAGUAGCCAAGGACUAUGGCAAAGAAUCUCAGGCCAAGGAUGUCAUUGAGAAAUACUUCAAAUCCAAGAAAUGA
Messenger RNA from Acomys russatus (golden spiny mouse), 399 nucleotides. Its product is annotated as 40S ribosomal protein S12-like. NCBI's taxonomy places the organism in Eukaryota, Metazoa, Chordata, Mammalia, Rodentia, Muridae. Gene Ontology annotation, molecular function: structural constituent of ribosome. Gene Ontology annotation, biological process: translation. Gene Ontology annotation, cellular component: cytosolic small ribosomal subunit; ribosome. The transcript has a single exon. The record is from RefSeq and is a predicted model, not a curated record.